Messenger RNA from Magnolia sinica, 3048 nucleotides. RefSeq names its product disease resistance protein RGA2-like. NCBI's taxonomy places the organism in Eukaryota, Viridiplantae, Streptophyta, Magnoliopsida, Magnoliales, Magnoliaceae. Gene Ontology annotation, biological process: defense response to other organism. The record is from RefSeq and is a predicted model, not a curated record. Gene Ontology annotation, molecular function: ADP binding; protein binding. The transcript has a single exon. Bases 1 to 3048 code for a protein of 1015 amino acids.
AUGGUUGAUUCACUCGUUUCGACUGUGGUGAAGAAGUUGACGACCACCAUCCCAGAUCAGGUAGCUUUGUUUGUGGAUGUCACCAGUGACAUCAAAAAGCUUUCCAGUGCAUUCACCUUCAUUCGAGCUGUGCUUGAAGAUGCUGAGUCUCAGCGCUGCGCGAAUAACAGACUAGUGAAGAUCUGGUUAGAGAAGGUCAAAGACGUGGCCUAUGAUGUGGACGACAUAGUAGAUGAGUGGUCAACAGAAGCUCACAGACCACAGGCACCAGAUGAAGGUGAUGGCUCCUGUUUCAGCUUCCUUGGUACUUGCUUCUUCUCCUAUGUUACUUUAUUCAAUCAUUUCAAGUUCCGCUGUGAAAUUGGGUGGAGGAUAAAGAAGGUAAGGGGUAGAUUAGAUUCUAUUGAAAGAGAGAUUACCGGAUUGGGUCUGAUAGUACAUAGUGGUGAGAGGGAGGGAAUGGAUAGUGAAGUUAGGCAGGGUGAGAUGAGAGAGCGAGAGACAAGCUCCCUAAUCGACGAGCCGUUAAUUGUCGGGAGAGAUGGUGAAAAAAAACUAGUCGUAGACUUGUUAGUGGGGGGGAGUAGUGGAGAGGUAAAUGUGCCCUUGGUCAUUUCUAUCGUUGGAAUGGGAGGGGUGGGGAAGACCACCCUUGCUCAGCUCACCUACAACGAUGAGAAAGUCAAGGGGCAUUUCCACAUGAGGAUGUGGGUGUAUGUUUCACAAGAUUUUGAUGUGAAACGGAUUACGGAAUCAAUUAUAAAAUCUGUAGACACUGAGUUUAGGGGUGAAAAUUUAAACUUGGAUCAAUUGCAAAAUAAACUCCGUGAAAUGUUGCGCAACAAAAUAUUCUUGCUUGUGCUUGAUGACAUUUGGAGUGAAGAUAGUGGGAAGUGGAACAAACUGAAAAUUCCCUUCCAAACCGGUGGAGCAGGGAGCCGAAUCAUCAUAACUACUCGCAGUGAAAAGGUUGCUAUGGCAAUGGGAAGGGCUCACAUACACAAAUUGGCAGUCUUAUCUUAUGAUGAUUGCUGGUUACUAUUCUAUCGUAGUGCCCUUAAGCAUCGGAGUACAGAAGAGCGUUCAGAGUUAGAAGGGAUUGGAAGGCAAAUUGUAAACAAGUUGGGAGGGUUGCCUCUUCCAGCGGCGACAAUAGGGAGUGCCAUGUGCUCUAAAAGCACGAGAGAGGAAUGGGAGCUUGUGCUGGGAGACGAGAUUUGGAACUCAGGUGAUGUCCUUGGAGGUAUUUUACCGGCUUUGUUAUUAAGCUACCGUGACUUACCUCCCGUUUUGAAGCAGUGCUUCUCAUAUUUCUCUAUUUUCCCAAAAGGUUUUAGGAUAGAGAAGGAUAUGAUGGUAAGGUUAUGGGUGGCACAAGGUUUCAUCGGCUCUGACACAAGUAGCAAUGUGGAGGAAAUUGGUGGGCUGUAUUUUGAAGAUUUACGAAGACGGUCAUUGCUCCAAGAUGCAAAACUCGACCGGGCCAAGAACGUACUCAAGUGCAAGAUGCAUGAUUUAGUUCAUGAUCUUGCACAAUCUGUUUCAGGAAGUGACUUUUCACUGGUGCAGAUCGGAAAGCAACCCUCAUUAAACUUCAACAACGUCCACCAUUCUUUUUUUGUCCAUGAUGAAACUGUUAAUGAAGCUGAUGAAGUGGCUUACAUUUUGGCCACCUUGUAUAAGGCCCACAAGCUGCGGACGUUGUUCCUUGACUCAAGAAUCUCCAUGGUGCCAAGAAUGUCAUUCCAUCAUUGGAGACGCCUUAGAGCAUUGGACUUGAGUUAUACCAGCAUUAAGAAAUUGUCUCCAACGGUGGGACAUUUGAAACACUUGAGAUUUCUUGAUUUGUCUCGCACAGGCAUAGAAGAGUUGCCAGAGGAGGUGUGUAAUUGCCUAAAUUUACAGACACUGAGACUCAAUCAUUGUUGGAAGCUAAAAAAACUGCCUGGAGGGAUGAAGAAAAUGAUUAAACUGAGACAUCUAGAAUUUGAAAAUUCAGAUGAUCUGAGGUACUUACCGCAGGGUAUAGGGAGACUAACUAGCCUUCGGACGCUUUCAAAGUUCAUUUUUGGGGGUGGCAGGGAAGGAUGUAAAUGUGGAGAACUGAAACGCCUCAAUCAUCUUCAAGGAAGUCUUCUGAUUACCGGCUUGGACAAAUACAGGAGCAGGGACGAAGCUAGAGAGGCAGAACUGAAUAAGAAGCAGCACCUUCAUACUCUAUCCUUAGGCUACAUGCGUGAAGGUGAUGAGCUGUUGGAUGAAGAUCAGGCGAAGAGAAUGGAGGACGUGCUUGAAUUUCUCCAGCCCCACACAAACUUGAAAGAGUUGAAAAUAGAGCUUUACAGAGGUUCGAAGCUUCCCAAGUGGAUAGAGGAUCCGGUGUUCUCCCAUCUAGUCAGGAUGACACUCUCGUGUUGUUGGGAGUGUAUACAAUUGCCAGGUUUUGGGAAACUGCCGUCCCUUAAAUACCUUGAAAUUGAUUGCAUGGUAGAGGUGAGAAAGGUGGGUAUUGAGUUUAGUGGGGUUGAUAACAAUGACGGAAGUGGAUGCGUUGUCUCAUUCCCCAAGUUGGAGACCCUUGUCUUCAAUGACAUGAGUAAGUGGGAGGAGUGGGAAUUGAGAGGUGGAGUUGGAGAGGUUAUGCCAUCUCUCCUCCAAUUAGAAGUAAAAUGGUGCCCAAAAUUGAAGGAGUUGCCAACCAACCUUCCACCGCUCCUCCAGGAGCUGACUUUACAAAUAAGCAACGAAGGGAUGUUGUCAUCGGGAGGGACCUUACCCGUCCUCCCCAACCUUAAACAUUUGAUUAUUUGGAGGAAUGAUGAGCUGAAAUCGUUCCCUUGUGGUUGGUUGGGACAAUUCAAAGCCCUCGAGACUCUGGAAAUCCAUCGGUGUUGGCAGUUGGAGUCUCUACCAGAUGAGGAAUUGCAACAGCUCACCAUGCUUCAAGAAUUGAUCAUCCAGUAUUGUCCACUCUUAAAAGAGCGCUACGGAUACGAAGGAGAAGAUCGGCACAAGAUUGCUCAAAUCCCCGAUAAAAUAAUUUGUUAG